UCCUGUUCUCUCAACCUUCCUGUCUCUGGAUUCAGCUGCGGCGCUGCAGCACCGGUACAGCUUUUUACAGCGAGGCAUGAGCCAGGAGCAGCAGGCGGCCUUUCACCAGAACCUGACUGCAGAGUUGGGCUGCUGCAGGGUCACACAUGGAGGGGUGGGCCUCGUUGCUCUGGCACUGUCCGUGCUUUUUGACCAGGUCGCCCAACAAAUUCGCCCUCAAGGUUCAACACAGAGCCCCGUUUCUGUCCGGAGGUCCGAAGCAAAGAGGAUUUUUGGCAUUGGUGCAUCUUCGAGAAUCGGCCGGAUCAUCCGGGCCUACCUGAGCCUCGUCCCCGGUGUCGCCAACAGCGAGGAGGAGAUGUCCGAGACCACUGAGCUCUACGACGAGCGGCUGAAACUGGAGCUGCUCGAUCACUACGAGAGGAUGACCACGAAGAAGAGGAUGAGCACGGAGGCCAUGCAGCAGUGGCUGACAGGAGCUGUGUUUCAUCUGCACACCAGGCUCCAUCAGGUUCGUCUGAACUCUGUUCCUUUAGGGUCAGCUGAGUCGCUGCGUUUGUCCUAUAAAACCGGACUAAAGCACCUGGUUAAAGGCUACACAGCUUAUUUACGCAGAAACAUCGUGGAGACUGGAGCUCCAGGAGCGUUAAAGCCCAAACCUCGACCUGCCAUCGGGUUUAUGAGCUCUGUGAUCAGUAGGCACGCUCAUAAAGUCAACAACUCCACCCUGCCCAGUGUAACUGUUAACAGCAGCUGUACAGAUGGAGCCGGCAAAGACUUUGGACUCAGUGAGCAGAAAGGAAGCAGUAACAUCACCAGGGGCGAGACAAACAGCAACACGUCUGCUGGGUGUAUCAGGGAGGAGGAGGACAGCUGGCUGGGCCUGUUAGUCAUCGAGCCUCAGAGAAAAGUGAGUCACAGAGUCCGGCACCACCCCUGUGAGUCUGCAGCCAUCCAACAAGCUUUGCUGACCCGCAUUAUGAACUCUCAGGACCUGGAGCAGAACCGAAACCUUUUCCUUUACCCCCAGAAGAUCCUCCAAAGCCUGGUCAGGCAGAGGGACGACUUUGAGCUGAAGACAAACUAGACAGAAAUAAAUUUUUGGCUUUUUCCCCCUAAAAACACUCAAAUAAUGCUUUGAAUAAACUCGUACACUGCUAAAAGGUGAAGGCAGAUGAUAAUUUUAAUGAAACUAUAAUGCAUAUUCAUCUAAACCUGAAUAACCUUUUUGGAGUCA
This is a messenger RNA of Austrofundulus limnaeus, 1237 nucleotides long. RefSeq lists its product as uncharacterized. Bases 77 to 1087 code for a protein of 336 amino acids. NCBI's taxonomy places the organism in Eukaryota, Metazoa, Chordata, Actinopteri, Cyprinodontiformes, Rivulidae. The transcript is spliced from 3 exons. The record is from RefSeq and is a predicted model, not a curated record.